CUGUAAGGUCGCUCGCUCGUACGACCGACCAUCUUCUUCCUCCUCGCUCGUUCGCGUCGGCGCCGAAAGAGGAAAACACAGCGCCGCAGACCGACAGAAUCUCCGGUCGGUGCUCGACGCGGCGAACCGUCCACCUCGCAUCGCUUGUCAGUCUGUGUUGAGAAAAGCUUAGUGCUACGGGGAGCGCCGACGGUGACUGCACAGCACACCGACCAUGGCUAAGGACGGCCACUGCCCUCUCGCCGACGCCGGCAUCCCGUACUCGGUGACCGUGUUCGCUUACUUAGGACUUUUGUUCCUCGUGUACCUCCUGUGCCGCAUCCUGUACGCGUCAUGGCAGGGAUUCUACUCCUGUUACCUCGGCCGAUGGCUUGGCCACAACAUCAACUUGCGCAAGAUGGGCGAAUGGGCUGUUGUCACUGGUGCUUCAGAUGGCAUUGGGCGUGCCUACUGUGAAGAGCUUGCUGCACGGGGCCUCAACAUUGUGCUCAUUAGCCGGACACUAGAGAAGCUCGAGGCAGUGGCUCGCGAGAUUGAGGAGGCGUCCAAUGUCAAGACCAAGGUGAUUGCCGUUGACUUCACUGCCGGUGGCGAGAUCUACGACACGAUCCGGCGGGAACUGCAGGGUCUGGAGAUUGGAGUGCUUGUGAACAAUGUUGGUGUCAGCUACGUCUACCCCGAGUUCUUCAGUGUUGUUCCUGAUGGCGACAAGGUCAUGGACAGCAUCAUCCGGGCCAACUGUGUUGCUGGAACCAUGAUGACUCGCAUCUGCCUACCCCAAAUGGACGAGCGCCGCCGUGGAGUGAUUAUCAACGUGUCUUCCAUCUCUGCCAUGCAUCCACUGCCCCUGCUCAGCACGUAUGCGGCCUCCAAGGCUUACAUGGACAACCUGUCUCAGGGACUUCAUGCUGAAUACAAGGAUCGUGGCAUCUACGUUCAGUCUGUGAUGCCGGCUUACGUGUCCACGAAGAUGUCCAAGAUCCGCAAGGCCACCUACAUGGUGCCAACAGCCACCACCUACGUCCGGGAAGCCCUCGACACUGUCGGCAUCGAGCACGCCACUUAUGGCUAUGGUCCGCACAAGUUCAGGGCUCUGGUUCAACGCAAGCUCAUGGAGUGCCUACCCCACAGCGUUUUCAUGAACAUCUCGAAAGCGUCCCUGCUCCAGAUUCGCAAGCUCUACUACAAGAAGAAAGGAAUUGAGGACACCUUCCUGGGAAAGCGCAGCUCCUCAGCCAAUGCAGCGGGCGACGUAGGAGAGCAGAUCAAGAGCCAGUGAAACAGAGCCAAGGCGUUGUCAGUCUUUCCUGCUGCUCUGGUGCACGUCGGCACACGACAACAACGUGCACGGAGUGGUCAUCACUUUUUUCACCUGUAAUGAAUGCUCGGACGGGAAAAGGGUGUGCUACUAGUUAAUAUUACUACCACUUAUGAAUAAGAGAGGUUCUACGUUUGUCCUUUACUUUUUUUUUUUACAAUCACAUUUUGAUUCUUGCUAUUUUCUUGCAUUUUCGUCUCGUGUUUGGACAUUUCUGAGAAGACCUUGUCACAUGUUCCAGUGCCUUGCAUUCCAUAUAUCAUUUGUACAGAGAUGUGCCGUGCUUUCUUCUUCUUUUGUUUGUUUGUGGCGUUUUCAGUUUGUCACUCUGUGAAAUUGAAUAAAGGUUUUGUAAAAAGUACUGUA
This is a messenger RNA of Dermacentor andersoni, 1684 nucleotides long. RefSeq names its product very-long-chain 3-oxoacyl-CoA reductase-like. The record is from RefSeq and is a predicted model, not a curated record. Gene Ontology annotation, molecular function: oxidoreductase activity. Gene Ontology annotation, cellular component: endoplasmic reticulum. NCBI's taxonomy places the organism in Eukaryota, Metazoa, Arthropoda, Arachnida, Ixodida, Ixodidae.